GCCGCGUCUGCAGCAUCCCCUCCCCAAGCGCGGCCUCCUCCCGCAGGUCGGGAUCAUCUUGCACUACUCGUCGCUCUCCACGCUGCUCUGGAUGGCGGUGAAAGCCCGGGUGCUCUACAAGGAGGUGACCUGGAAGGCGCCGCAGCAGCCGGACAGGGACACGGCGCAGGCAGCCCCCAGACCCAUGCUGCGGUUCUACCUGAUCGCCGGCGGGAUCCCCCUCAUCAUCUGUGGGAUCACAGCAGCUGUCAACAUCCAAAACUACCACGACAACAACCCCUACUGCUGGCUGGUGUGGCGGCCCAGCCUGGGCGCUUUCUAUGUCCCCGUGACUUUCAUCCUGCUCGUCACCUGGAUUUAUUUCCUCUGUGCCGGGCUCAGCCUCCAGUGCCGACCCUCGCAGCAGAAAGCCAUCCCGGAGCCGCUGGAGCCACCGCCACGGCUGGGGGGUACCAGCGACCUCCUGACAGACUCUGGGUCCGUCUCGGUGACGCUGAACUCGGGGCCGGCGUGUCCCGAGGGGGACGGUGUCCACUCCCUGCGGGUGCAGUUCUGGGCGCUGCUGGCCACCCACGGCCUGUACGUGGCCCUGUGGGCGUUCGGCGCCAUGGCCGUGUCCCAGCGCUGGUACCUGAACAUCGUCUUCAGCUGCCUCUACGGCGUCACCGCCGUGGCGCUGGGGCUCUUCAUCUUCGUCCAUCACUGCCUCCGGCGGCGGGACGUGCUCAGCUCCUGGUUCUCCUGCUGCCCGUCGUACCGGAACGCGCUGCCCAUGCAGGCCUACGUGCACCCGGG
Cyanistes caeruleus (blue tit) is the source of this 795-nucleotide messenger RNA. Lineage: Eukaryota; Metazoa; Chordata; Aves; Passeriformes; Paridae. The record is from RefSeq and is a predicted model, not a curated record.